Messenger RNA from Staurois parvus, 306 nucleotides. The record is from the annotation of a GenBank genome assembly. NCBI's taxonomy places the organism in Eukaryota, Metazoa, Chordata, Amphibia, Anura, Ranidae.
CUGCUUUGCAUCCGCUGUUCCUCUGCUCUCAUCAGCCUUCCUGGCAGCAAUCUCAUCAGCAUUCCAGGCAACAAUCUCAUCAGCUUCCUGGCAGCAAUCUCAUCAGCUUCACUUAGCUGCAGCUCUGGUUACGGAGGAACGCUUUCACACCUGGAUGUCAUCAGAUUCUCAGUUCACAGGUCCCCUUAUUCACCAUGCUUCAAAACAUGGCUUCUCUCUCUCCUUCCUGUUCUCUCCAACUCUGUGUGUAAAAAAAAAAAAAAAAACCCACCUCUUCAUGAAUAUAGAAAUAUCUAUGCAGUCUGA